This is a messenger RNA of Rhinolophus ferrumequinum (greater horseshoe bat), 2936 nucleotides long. It is a transcript of the gene DHX32, whose product is annotated as DEAH-box helicase 32 (putative). The transcript has 14 exons. Lineage: Eukaryota; Metazoa; Chordata; Mammalia; Chiroptera; Rhinolophidae. Gene Ontology annotation, molecular function: RNA binding. The coding region runs from base 675 to 2912 and encodes 745 amino acids. Gene Ontology annotation, cellular component: spliceosomal complex; intracellular anatomical structure. The record is from RefSeq and is a predicted model, not a curated record.
GUCGCUGUCCCGAGGCGUCCAUCGGUCCGUCUGUCCGUGUGUCCAGCGAGCUCGGCCUGCACGGCGGGGCAGGGCGGCGGGCCUGAGCCUCCCUCCCCGGACUCAGGAGCCGCCGCUGCAGUGUUGUGACCCGAGCCUGAGCUCACUGUGUAGGCAGGACUCGGCGUAGGGUGUGGCUGAGCGUACACUGUACCCUCCGGGGGUGAAGCUGAGAACAGACCGCCAGACUUGGAGCACCUGCUCUACCCCUGCUCAGCUGCUAGAUGCUGGUAACUUCUGAAGGGAUCGAGUGUGAUGUGGGUACUGUGCCCUGAGAAAAGCCGGCGCUGAGGCAGCAGUCUGGCCUUUGACCCCGGACACUUGGGGGAAAUCUAAGAACAUCAUUCUUUUAUAGAAACUGAUGGUGACCCUGAGCCACGAAGAAAAAAAUUCAUGGUUUAGUGACAGUCAUUCUACGUGCUGAAGGGUGCUGAAGUGAGCCAGCCCAGUGAGUGGGGAACGCGGCAAAGAACAGAUAGGAUUUGAGAAAUUCAACUUACGAAAGCCUUGAACUGAAGCCUCUGAGACUGGGACAUCUGAGUUUGUCUGAGUGCACUCCCAGCUGCGGGCAGUGGCUUCUUGCAGGAGAAGCUUGACUGUGGGAUGCCAACUGCUUGAGCUCGCUCUUGGACAAGAUGGAAGAAGAAGAACUGGACUGUCCAAACUCCUCCUCGGAAAAACGCUACUUUCCCGAGUCUCUGGAUUCCAGUGAUGGGGACGAGGAGGGCAUUUUGGCCUGUGAGGAUUUGGAACUGAACCCUUUUGACGGGUUGCCAUAUUCAUCACGUUAUUAUAAACUUCUGAAGGAAAGAGAAGCUCUUCCAAUAUGGAAAGAAAAAUACUCCUUUAUGGAGAAUCUGCUUCAGAAUCAGAUUGUGAUCGUUUCAGGAGAUGCCAACUGCGGCAGGAGCUCUCAGGUUCCGCAGUGGUGCGCUGAGUACUGUCUCUCCAUCCACUACCAGCACGGGGGCGUGGUGUGCACACAGGUCCACAGGCAGACUGCCGUCCAGCUCGCCCUGAGGGUCGCAGACGAAAUGGACGUGAACAUUGGCCAUGAAGUUGGCUACGUGAUCCCUUUUGAGAACUGCUGUACCAGCGAAACAAUCCUGAGGUAUUGUACCGAUGAUAUGUUGCAAAGAGAAAUGAUGUCCAAUCCUUUCCUGGGUAGCUAUGGGGUCAUCAUCUUAGAUGACAUACACGAAAGAAGCAUUGCCACUGACGUGUUACUUGGACUUCUUAAAGACGUGUUACUGGCAAGACCAGAACUGAAGCUCAUAAUAAACUCUUCACCUCUCCUGAUCAGCAAACUGAGUUCUUACUACGGCAACGUGCCUCUCAUAGAAGUGAAAACUAAGCGGCCUGUGGAGGUCGUGUACCUUAGCGGGGCUCCAAAGGAGGCUCUUGAGUCUGUUCUGCGCCUUCUCUUUGAAAUUCACCAGUCUGGUGAGAAGGGUGACAUUGUAGUCUUUCUGGCCUGUGAACAAGAUAUUGAAAAGGCCUAUGAAAUUGUCUGUCAAGAAGGAUCUAACUUAAACCCAGAUCUUGGCGAGCUGGUGGUGGUUCCUUUGUAUCCAAAAGAGAAAUGUGCAUUGUUCAAGCCAAAUGAUGAAACAGAACAAAGAUGCCAAGUUCAUCAGAGAAGAGUGGUGUUAACUACUAGCUCUGGAGAGUCUUUGAUCUGGAGCAACACCGUCAAAUUCGUUAUUGAUGUGGGCGUGGAAAGGAGAAAGGUGUACAACCCUAGGAUAAGAGCCACCUCCCUCGUCCUGCAGCCCAUCAGCCAGAGCCAAGCAGAGAUCCGCAAGCAGAUUCUCGGUUCAUCUUCCUCAGGAAAACUGUUCUGUCUAUACUCCGAAGAAUUUGCCUCCAAAGACAUGCGGCCCCUGAAGGUGGCAGAGAUGCAGGAAGCUAACCUCACCAGCAUGGUGCUUUUCAUGAAGAGGGUGGACAUCGCAGGCUUGGGCCACUGCGACUUCAUGAAUAGACCAGCACCGGAAAGUUUGAUGCAGGCUUUGGAAGACUUAGAUUAUCUGGCAGCACUGGACAAUGAUGGAAAUCUUUCUGAAUUUGGAAUCAUCAUGUCAGAGUUUCCUCUGGACCCACAACUCUCAAAGUCUAUCUUAGCAUCCUGUGAAUUUGACUGUGUAGACGAAAUGCUAACAAUUGCUGCCAUGGUAACAGCUCCCAGUUGCUUUUCUCAUCUGCCACGUGGAACUGAGGAGGCGGCCUUGACUUGUUGGAAGCCAUUUUUACAUCCUGAAGGAGAUCACUUUACCCUCAUCAAUAUUUACAAGGCCUACCAAGACACAACUCUGAGUUCCACCAGCGAGCACUGUGUGGAGAAAUGGUGUCACGAUCACUUCCUCAACUGUUCUGCGCUCAGAAUGGCAGAUGUCAUCCGAGCUGAACUGUUAGAAAUUAUCAAGCGGAUCGAGCUUCCCUAUGCAGAACCUGCUUUUGGCUCACAGGAAAACACUCUGAACAUAAAGAAGGCCCUUCUGUCCGGUUACUUCAUGCAGACUGCUCGGGACGUGGACGGCUCAGGUAACUACCUGAUGCUGACGCAUAAGCAGGUGGCUCAGCUGCACCCCCUGUCUGGUUACUCCAUCACCAAGACGACGCCGGAGUGGGUCCUCUUCCACGAGUUCAGCAUCUCCGACAACAACUACAUCACCAUCACCUCAGAAACCACCCCCGAACUAUUUAUGCAACUGGCACCACAAUACUAUUUCAGUAACCUGCCUCCUAGCGAAAGUAAGGAGAUUCUCCAGCAAGUAAUGGACCGCCUCUCCCCUAUUUCACCAAUGGAAACGGAACAGCAAGUGUGUGAGAAGUGCCCUGAAACUACUGAACCGCGAUGCACUCUGCAGUGACCCCUCAGAAGCUCCGACACAAAG